AUGACUAUAGAGCUAAAUUUUUUAAUUCUCGAUGAUGAUCUUUGGUUUGAAAUGCCACAAUUGGACACAAGUAUUUGUCGAGGUUGUAAUUUACCAAUCGAAGAUAAAUAUUUAUUAUCGGUUAUGGGAACAUAUUGGCAUGAAAAUUGUUUAGUAUGUACAGAAUGUCAUCGACAACUUGUUAGUACGUGUUAUUACAAAAAUACAAAGAUUUAUUGUAAAAGAGAUUAUUUACAACUUUAUGGUGUUCGAUGUCAUCGAUGUCAACAAGUAAUACAAUCGGACGAAAUAAUAAUGAGAGCAAUGGGAAAAAUGUUUCAUUUACAAUGUUUCUCAUGUUCUCAAUGUAAAGAUUUAUUAAAUAAAGGUGAUCACUAUGUUAUUGAUAGAGAUGGACAUUUAUUAUGUCGACAAGAUUUUGAACAAAAUUUGUUACUUAUGAAUAAUAGUCAACCAUCACAUCAUUAUAUUGCAAGCGAUGAAGAUGAUAGUUUUGAAGAAGAAUGUUCAUCUGAGAAUAGACGUGGAUCAAAACGACCUCGAACAAUUUUAACAUCUAUUCAAAGACGAAAAUUUAAACAAGCAUUUGAUAUUAGUUCAAAACCAUGUAGAAAAGUACGAGAAAAUUUGGCAAAUGAAACGGGUUUAAGUGUUAGAGUUGUUCAAGUUUGGUUUCAAAAUGAAAGAGCAAAAAUGAAGAAAUUGCAGCGACGUCAACAGCAAACUAGUGAAUGUCAUGAGAAAAAAGCAAAAGAUUUAGAUGAAGAGGGAGAGAAUAUCGAAAAUCGAUCAUCAGAUGAAUCACUUUCACACAGUAUAUCAAAUGGAUUUGUAUCAUCAAAUGAUGAUAAUAAACUUGAUGCAGUUGAAAAUAUGAAUUUGAAAGAUAAUGGUCAUAUGAUUAUGCGUGAUUCAUUGCAUGAUUCUGUUACAUUUAUGAUGAAUGGAGAUGAGCAUGAACAAAUGUCAACUCCAAUUGCUAAACUCUAUUCAAUGCAAUCGGCCUAUUUUUGUUCAGCAUGUUAA
Didymodactylos carnosus is the source of this 1026-nucleotide messenger RNA. The record is from the annotation of a GenBank genome assembly. NCBI's taxonomy places the organism in Eukaryota, Metazoa, Rotifera, Eurotatoria, Philodinida, Philodinidae.